Molecule: messenger RNA, 3624 nt
Organism: Tribolium castaneum (red flour beetle)
Lineage: Eukaryota; Metazoa; Arthropoda; Insecta; Coleoptera; Tenebrionidae
Product: cGMP-dependent protein kinase 1
Exons: 2
Coding region: 1341-3512 (723 amino acids)
Biological process (GO): protein phosphorylation
Molecular function (GO): ATP binding; cGMP-dependent protein kinase activity
Source: RefSeq, a predicted model, not a curated record
AAGUUUAAGUCUGGUUUAAGCUAUAAAUUUCAAUAGGCAACCACCAAUACAGAUUGUUAUCAAUUUUAAAAAAAAUCGUACCAAGAAACUUACAAAAUCGAAUUAUGUCAUCAUCCUCAACUAUGAUGAUAUGAAAUAUGAUAAGGAUUAAUACAUUUUGGAUACAGUAAUCAAAAUCCAUCAAAAACUGAUAAGAACCGACAAGUAGCACAACUUAAAAAUGUUUGAUAGCAAACAAAUUACUGAGUUUUUUCUCUUCUGUAAUGACAUCAUACAGACAAUCGGUGAUAACAAAAGAUCGAUACAAAAUAGCAAAAUUAAAAUUACGUUAAGUCAGGUAAGGAGGAAUAUGGACAUACAAAUAUAAUUAAAAAAAAAAGAUAAGAACAUCAAGUGGAACAUUAAACCGUUUGAUGGCAAUCAAACGAAAAAAUCAGCCAAGAGUAGGGUACUCAAUAAAUUAACGAUUUUUCUCGUGUCCAGAUAAAUAAAUGACUAAUUUAAAGUACCGACCCAAAAUUACAAAAUAAAAAAUAAUAAGAUCAAAGGGGAUUUUUUCGUCACAAUUGGUAAAUUCCAGCAAACACAAUAAAACAAACUAUUUUUCCUAGAUAACUGCAUUCCUUGAUUUCUACAUAUUGAUAAUAAAAUGACGACAACCGGAUAAAGCGAAAUUGUUAUUAUAAUUUUAUCUCAGGUGUAUCAUCAUUUUAGGAUGUUGAAGCUCAUAAAAAAAACACUUUUGUGGUCGAAAUCGAGUUCAAAGUCAACGAAGAACGAAAACAAACAAACGUAUCAAAAUCGUGCCAUUUACGCAUUUUUGUGGCACGUUCAGAGUGACUCAUUUGUGACCUAGGACAUUACGUUCAAUUCAAGGCGACGCUGUUUUUACCUUAUAAUUUUUCCAAUGUAAGAAAAAUUAAAUAUUUCAUUGUGUCGUCUAAUUGAUCGUUUACAAGUGUUUUAUUAAUUAUUGCUUCAAGCGGCAAUAAAAUGGUGCAAAUUGCAAUUUUAUAAUAUAAGACCCGAAAUCUUAUCUUAAACAAUGAGUACGUCGUGAUAAGAAAACGAUACCUACAGUCAGAUAUUUCCAACUCAAACACGCACGAAGGCUGCAAUUGCGUGUUUGUUAUUCAAGUUUGCCGAGCGUGUAAUAAACGAGUGGAGUGAACAAAUUUUAACAAAAAAAUCGAAAUUAUUUAUUGCGCCCUUUCGCAAUGACACUGAAAAACAAUAACUAAUCUAAUCAGGACAAUUCACGUUCGAGGAAUUUUUCUCUACAAUAAACUACUUCACGUAAGUAAUCGCUCGGUAUUUGGCGCACGAUAAUCGCGACCGAAAUGUGCUCAAGACUGUUUGGCAAGAGCAAAACUUACGUCAUCCAAGACAAAUUCAACAACGUUCCCAAGCCGCCAACACAAAAUGGAACCACUCGAAAGCCAAGAGCACCUCAACCCGGGCCGCAAGAAACCCCGCCCGUGCCUCCACCUCCACCUGUCGACCAAAUAACCCGAGCCCCGCCUCCGCCUGUGCCACAAACGACCGAAGAUCCGCCCUCACCUGGCCCAGAACGGGCCGCAACUCCGCCCCCCGAGCCGGACGCUAUUUCAACCGACACUCAAAUCGACUCGACUGAAGAAAGUGUAAAAGUGAAUCAAGAAUCACAAGAAGGGCUCGAAAGAAGGCCGGGACUCAUCCCCCUACCCACAAAUAUAGACGAACACGGGUCAGGAGACGUAGAAAAACACCCGAAAACGCAAGAAGAUGAAAAAUUGAUUCGGGAAGCGAUCGAACGGAGCGACUUCCUCAACAAGAUUUUAAAAGGGGACUUGUUGAAAGAAGUGGUCGAUGCCAUGUACCCCCGCGAGAUCAAAUCGUCCGAAGUCAUAAUAAAGGAGGGCGAGAAAGGGGCCCACAUGUAUGUCUCGGCCGGCGGCCAGUACGAAGUCUCCGUCAAGGGCAAAGGCGUGGUGAAUACGUUCGAGGAUAUCCGAAUUUUCGGCGAGAUGGCAAUCCUGUACAAUGAUAAAAGAAACGCGACCAUUAAAGCAAUAAAAGCCGGGAAAGUCUGGGUUUUGGACAGGACCAUUUACCAGAAACUGAUGCUCCAGUUCAACAUCAAGGAGCAGGACGAGGUGCUUUCCUUCCUCGAAAACGUCCCAACUUUGAAUAAAGUCGGGACCAAAGUCUUGCAAAAGGUCACGACUUUGCUCAAAGUUAAGUACUUCGCGCCGGGGGCCACGAUCGUCAAACAGGGUGACCGAGGCGACAAGUUUUACAUAAUCCGGGCCGGCACGGUGACCAUCUCGAAGGAGGGCGAAGGCGUGGUGGGGAACUACGGCAAAGGCCAGUAUUUCGGCGAAUUGGCGCUUCUGGACGAGGAGUUUCGCCAAGCCACCGUCACAGCCGACGCCCCCGAAGGGGUGGAGUGCCUCACACUGAAACGGCAGCACUUCCGCGACCACUUCGGGAGGAUAACAGAGGGCGGAACCGUGGAAUACACCCCCAAGUCGGGGCCCAAACGGAGCGAAUCCGUGCGCGAACACCAAGACAUCGAACUCAAGGAUUUAACAAUUCUGACGACGCUGGGCGUCGGAGGGUUCGGGCGCGUCGAGCUCGUCCAACACAAGUCCAAAAACCUGAUCUUCGCGUUAAAAUACUUGAAAAAGUUUGAUAUGGUCGAGCAGAACCAACAAGAACAUGUUUACAACGAGCGAAACAUCCAGUUAGAGUGUCGCUCGAAAUUCAUUGUACGCCUUUACCGCAGUUACAAAGACGCGCGUUAUAUUUAUUUCCUCAUGGAGUCGUGUCUGGGGGGCGACCUGUGGACCCUCCUCCAGAGGCAAAAGACGCGCCGCUUCGACGAGAAAGACUCCAGGUUUAUCGCCGGCUGCGUCCUCGAAGCUUUCACAUACCUCCACGAAAGAGACAUAGUCUACAGAGACCUCAAGCCGGAAAACUUGCUCAUAGACGAACACGGUUAUAUCAAAUUGACCGAUUUCGGGUUCGCCAAGCGCCUGGGGGCCCGUGGCCGAACUUUCACGUUCGCAGGGACGCCCGAGUACGUGGCCCCUGAAAUUAUUCUAAGUCGGGGACAUGACAAGGGCGUCGAUUAUUGGGCUUUUGGUAUUUUCAUUUUCGAGCUGUUGACCGGGAGAACUCCGUUCCGGACGAACGAUGCGAGUCAUAUGAGGACGUACAAUAAAAUUUUAACCGGGAUUGACAGUGUCGAAUUCCCGAGUUAUGUCUCGUCCAAAGCCCGCAAUAUUAUCGAGAAGCUAUGCAGGGCCAUCCCGAGCGAACGAUUAGGGUGUCAAAGGAACGGAGUUAAAGAUAUUAAAUCCCACCGGUGGUUCCUGGGCUUUGAUUGGGUCAAACUCAACGAAGGCAAACUGACAGCGCCCUUUAAACCCAAACUCAAGUCCAGCACCGACACGAGAUAUUUCGAACAAUUCAAAAAGGACAACGACUGUCCGCCGGAAGAAACAAGUGGAUGGGAUGAAAAUUUCUAGUACUCAAAAUAAUUUUAGUUAGGUCUGCCAAGUACUUUACUCAAGUUGUUGAUAUACCAAGUGAAUUUUUUAUUGUAAUAAGGUGAAAUUAAUAAAACAAAUAUCAAAGUCA